Setaria italica (foxtail millet) is the source of this 1963-nucleotide messenger RNA. RefSeq names its product zinc finger CCCH domain-containing protein 30. The record is from RefSeq and is a predicted model, not a curated record. The transcript is spliced from 4 exons. Lineage: Eukaryota; Viridiplantae; Streptophyta; Magnoliopsida; Poales; Poaceae. The coding region runs from base 388 to 1740 and encodes 450 amino acids. Gene Ontology annotation, molecular function: metal ion binding.
AAACCAAAUCAAAUCAAAUCGACGCGACGACGAGAGGGGGCGAGAGAGAGAGAAGCCAACAAAACAAAAGGGGGGGCGCCGACGCCAGCACAUCCUCCUGCUCCUCCCCACCACCACCACCUCCCGUCUCAUCGCCCCCUUCCAAAUCCACACCCUCCCGCCGCCGCCGCCGCCGCCGCUAUCGCCAUCCUCCCGCGAGGUCACCGUACCCCCUCGCGGUCCGGUGAGGACGGGGAGGAGGCGGGGGGAGCGGAAACCCUAGAUGACCCCGAUCCCUGGUCCGGACCAGCAGAGAGCCUUCCGGAUUGCGCCCCUUCGAUCGCCGCCGCAUCGCCCCGCCGCCUAGGGUUCCCGCGCCUAUAGAUCGGUUUGGGGGAGUGCCAAGUAAUGAUGGGGUCCAGGCGGCCCAGGCGCGUUUCGUGGGCCACCGGGGCCAAUCUCUGCAAGGUAAGGCUUUUUCUCUCAGAGGAUUCCCCUUCUCAAGCUGGAUUAAGACCGCAAGAUAAUCUGCAAGCAAAAGGCUCAUGGUUAAUGCAUGCAGCUGGCCCAAGCUCGGAUGAUUCACUGCCUCCGGGCUUUGAAUCAUUGCAGCCAACCAACGAUCACAAAAUUGACAUAUCUCAAAUCCCUCUUAUUAGGUGGAGAUGCCCACCACAGAUAUUGUACAAUCCUGACUGGCUUGUUGUCGCUGGAGAAGAAAGUGUUGAGGCUGCCUUACAGAAUGAGAGAAUAUUUGGAGCCCUUGAGGCUAUAUAUCCACGGUCAUCAAACAUUCCUCCGAACCCAUUUGUCUCUCCUGAUGUGAAAGACUCCUAUUUUGAUGAUUCUCGGACCCAAUUGGUUCCGUUGAUCCCUGUUGAAGAGGAUGAUGUUUCUGAUCAGUUGGAAGAACCACCAGCUGGUCCACCAAACAGUUACCAUCAGUCAGAUAAGUAUGACUCUGCAAUAGUCAGGGUCCCACAAGGCUCAGAUGCCCCAUUUACCACUGCACAGCAGCACCCCAAUGGUUCCAUCAACACAGCAAGUGCUGCUGGUAUCUCCACUGAUCCUGAUGCAGUGGCUGCCGCAAUAAUGCAAAGCAAUCAAAUGGGAAAUAUGAUUGACCAAGAUCUACUCAUCAAAAUACUAAGUGACCCUGCCCAACUUGAGAGGCUAAUGAAAGAAUAUGGCACACUUAAACAUGAACAACCAACCAACAGUCCUGUUCCUGCCCCGAUGCUACGAGGCCCACCGCCCCAAAUGACAGCUAGCAUUCCAGUCCCUUUCCCAGAUCAUGUGACAACAUUUCAUAACAUAAACCCUACGCUGCCACCUCCACCACCUGUGAUGAAUCGGCUGCCUCCAGCUAUUCCUUCAGUUGGCAUGAAUCCUCCAGCAAGUUCGAGUCAAGCAGUGAACUUCUCAAAUAUUCCAGGUAGGGGUAUCAACUAUUACAAGACACUGAUCCAUCAGCAUGGAGGGGAGAGGCAGGAACCACUUCAGCAGCAUGGGAUGCAGUUUGCAAUGCAUCACCAUUCUGUUCCUUCGCAGACUAGCACCAUUGAUGUGGUUAGCAAUGGUUCUAUGCCAGGUAGGGAGAAGCAAAGGCCUACGAAGCCCUGUGCUUACUUCAACAGCGCCAGGGGGUGUCGCAAUGGUGCAAACUGCACGUUUCUGCACGAUGUGUCAGCCGCGAGGAAAGAGCAGCCAAAGGGAUCGAAAAGGAUAAAGCUAGACAGCAGAAUAGCCGGCCGGUAUUGACUAUUGAGCAGCGGCUGCUGCUGGUUGAUUUUUGACUGUUCUUUGGUUCGAUAUUCUUAUUUCGCCAUCUUUCUUUCUUUUUUCCAAAUGAUUCAGUAAAUAUUGCGCUUCAGUUCCUUGGUUCUUUCGCUUCCAGUGCCCAUUUAAUCUUUGUCAAGGGAAGAAAAUGUUUUAGAAAGAAAAUCAUUCCAUGAUUAAUUGAAGCUCUGAGUUUUACUGAAUG